AUGGACGGGAACGGGCAUUACGUCACCGGCCUGCCCUCUGCCUCUGCGCACAUCGGCGGCGACGAACCUUCAGUCUUGGAGCAGCAACAGCAGCGCUCGCCGGCCAAGGCGCUACCGGCCGCCGCCCGCGCGGUGCGGCUGAACCAGAAGCGGACCAAGAACUUCAGCGACAAGGAGGACGAGAUGCUGGUGCUGGCGUGGCUCAACGUGAGCUCGGACGGGCCGGCCCACGGUGGCGAGCGCGCGCCCUACUGGAAGCGGAUGCACGACUACUUCCACGCGCGCAGGGACUUCGAGUCGGAGCGCAGCGAGAACUCGCUCCUCCACCGCUGGUCCACCAUCCAGGACAACGUCAAGCGCUUCGACCGCUGCGUCGCAGACGUCGUCGACGGCCAGGACGACAACUCGCUCACGCCUCAGGACACGGUGGUGCAGGCGCUGGCUCUCUUCAAGUCUGAAGACAAGAACAACAAGUCGUUCCAGUUCCUGCACUGCUGGAACCUCCUGAGGUCGCACCAGAAGUGGAUCGAGAGGUCGUCGCAGAUCUCGUCGCAGAAGCUGGCGUGGAUCAACCGGUCGUCGUCGUGUUCCCAGACCCAGGUGGUGGUGGCCUCCUCGUCUCAGAAGAAACAGAAGACGACUCCCUGUUCGAGCCCGGGCUCGUCUGCUCCGCCAUGCGACGACGACAGUUUAGAGGCUGCGGCUCAGGAGUGUGAGGUGUUGAUACAGCCAGUGGAUGUGAACAAGGAGAAAGAGAAUUUACAGCAAGGUGGAGCUGGUUUGUAUUACCUGGAGGCGUCAGAUGAUCUCUGGGGGAAGAGGAAAGUGGCUGAUGAGGGGAGAGAACUCAACAAUGGCCAGGGAGAUGAACAUGCUGAGACAGACAGAGAUGAACAAGCUGAUGCGGAGAGACAGAUCAACAAUGGCGAGAGAGACAAACAUGAGAGACAUAAACAUGCGCUGGAACAGCAGAAGGUUGCGUUAGAACAACAGAAGGUUGCGCUAGAACAGAAGUAUGCACUGGAACAAAAGAAGGUUGCGCUAGAACAACAGAGGGUUGCGCUAGAACAACAGAAGGUCACGCUGGAACAAGCCAGGGCUGCUAAUGAGGCGAGGAAUCUUGAGAUAAAGAGGAAAGAAUUGGAUUUGAAGAGCAAAGAGGUAGAUUUGAAGAUCAUGUUAGAAGAAGAGAGAAUCAUGACUAAGGACACUAGCGGCAUGUCUGAGCUGCAACAGCAGUACUACAAGAUGCUGCAGAAUGAGAUCAUGACUCGGCAGUUCAAUAGCUCGCGUUCAACUUGUGUGAACCUCUAG
Messenger RNA from Miscanthus lutarioriparius, 1314 nucleotides. Lineage: Eukaryota; Viridiplantae; Streptophyta; Magnoliopsida; Poales; Poaceae. The record is from the annotation of a GenBank genome assembly.